AUGAUUCUCUCACGGCGAUCGGUCCUCUUCCUUGGCUUCUUUUUCUUCCUCGGCUUCUACCUCACAGCCCGAAGCCUCUCGCAUUCAUGGCGUAAUGCUUCCCAAGUCGUGGGACUAGGCGAAUACUAUGCCGCUUACCCAUUUUCCAAUACCAAUACGAGCUGGACGGGGACGUUCAAUCACAGUGCCUCUGACGAGAAAACCCUCUACGCACCCCCACCGAACUUUAUUCCUGGGAUCCCCAAGCCUUUAGGCUCGGCGUAUUCGAAAGUGUUGGUGGUUCCACGACGAAAAAGGAGGAUGGCACCUCUUCACCCCCCGAAGAAUAAGGGCCACGAGGUCAUGAUCUACCUUUCCUAUUGUAUCGACUUCUACGACGAACUACCUGAUGUCGCGGUGUUCAUUCACUCGCACCAAGAGGCCUGGCACAACGAGGAAAUCUUUAACGGAGACACCGCGGAGAUCCUUCGCAGUCUCAGCCUGGAUCGUGUCAUCAGAGAAGGAUAUAUGAACACCCGCUGCGCUCAUGGUCCUGGCUGCCCCGAUUGGAUGCAUCCCGGUGCUGUUGUAGAGGAUGAGUCCAAGCAGGAAGAAGUCAUGCUGGCCCGCGCCUGGGGCGAACUAUUCCCCGACGAGCCGGUCCCGUCGGUUCUAGCCCAGCCGUGCUGUGCGCAGUUCGCCGUAUCUGGUGAUCGUAUUCGCACUAUCCCGCGUUCCCGAUUCAUAUUUUAUCGCGACUGGCUCCUGCAGACGGACCUCAGCGAUUAUAUCGCCGGUCGUAUCUGGGAAUACCUCUGGCAGUACGUGUUCACCGGUCAGCCCGUGGUCUGCGUGGAAGAAAGUGUUUGUCUCUGUGACGGCUACGGGUUCUGCUUCGGUGGCCCGGCAGAGCUCCAGAAAUGGAGAGCGUUGGACGAAGAGAAAAAAGAUAUGCAGAAAGAGCUCGAGGAUUGGAUCUUUUGGGAAGACGAUACUUCAUUUGCUGAGGCCAGCGGCGAACUCGAUGAGACCCAGGACCUGCAAGUCCCUCCCGCCUGGUCGCAAGAGUCAACUCCAGGAUGCGGUGAUGGAAAAAGAGACUCAAGUCUCACAGAUGCUCGCUGA
Messenger RNA from Penicillium maclennaniae, 1104 nucleotides. Its product is annotated as DUF3431 domain-containing protein. NCBI's taxonomy places the organism in Eukaryota, Fungi, Ascomycota, Eurotiomycetes, Eurotiales, Aspergillaceae. The transcript has 2 exons. The coding region runs from base 1 to 1104 and encodes 367 amino acids. The record is from RefSeq and is a predicted model, not a curated record.